This is a messenger RNA of Ceratosolen solmsi marchali, 883 nucleotides long. RefSeq names its product dolichyldiphosphatase 1. The transcript has 5 exons. Gene Ontology annotation, biological process: protein N-linked glycosylation; lipid biosynthetic process. Gene Ontology annotation, molecular function: dolichyldiphosphatase activity. The record is from RefSeq and is a predicted model, not a curated record. Gene Ontology annotation, cellular component: intracellular membrane-bounded organelle; endoplasmic reticulum membrane. NCBI's taxonomy places the organism in Eukaryota, Metazoa, Arthropoda, Insecta, Hymenoptera, Agaonidae. The coding region runs from base 1 to 795 and encodes 264 amino acids.
AUGGCCUCCUCGGACGAGGGCAACCUCGGCGACCUCGGCGAGCUCGAGCCCGGGGACGACGCCACGGCCGGCAAUGUCGGAGCCACCGCAGCUUGGGUGCCGUUGGCCCUCACCCUCGUCGAGUAUCCCAAAGUAAUUCUUAAUCGAUCGCUUUUAGGAGAUAUCUUUGGAUUGCUACUAGCUUUAAUAAGUCUCAUGCCCUUCGCCAUACUCGCUGGAUUUAUCACAUUGGUACUCUUUAGACGAGACUUACAUACGAUUGCAUUCCUUGGUGGGAUUACGAUUAACGAAAUUGUAAAUCUUCUUUUGAAACAUACCAUUCAAGAAGCGAGGCCAAUACGGCGAGAUGUAUUAUACUCCGAAUACGGUAUGCCAUCUACUCAUGCGCAAUUCAUGUGGUUCUUUGCCGCAUACAUGACUUUAUUUGUAUUAAUCAGAUUACAUCAAAACAGUAAUAGCACGGUAUCUGAACGAUUUUGGCGAGUACUUAUUAUAGCUGCAUGCAUAGCGCUGGCUGAAUUAGUGACAUAUAGCAGAAUUUACCUUCAAUAUCAUUCUCAUUCCCAAGUACUGUGUGGAGCAAUAAUUGGCAUUAUUUUAGGCAUAAUUUGGUUUACAAUUGUACAUUUAGUUUUAACAUCAUAUUUCCCUGUAAUUGUGACUUGGAAGUUAUCGGAAUAUCUACUUUUACGUGACACCACACUCAUACCCAAUGUUCUAUGGUUUGAGUACACAAACGUACGUACAGAAGCAAGAGCUCGUUCGCGCAAACUUGUUUCUAUGAAAUCACAAUGACGGCUGAUGGUAGGACAAUGGAAUGAAAAUAAGUGAAUUUUAACAAAAUUCUUUUGUAGUAUGUCAUUAAAUAUGUUGAUAUUAAUAU